Oncorhynchus keta (chum salmon) is the source of this 2554-nucleotide messenger RNA. RefSeq names its product PWWP domain-containing DNA repair factor 3B-like. The record is from RefSeq and is a predicted model, not a curated record. Bases 643 to 2130 code for a protein of 495 amino acids. The transcript is spliced from 16 exons. NCBI's taxonomy places the organism in Eukaryota, Metazoa, Chordata, Actinopteri, Salmoniformes, Salmonidae.
UGUGUAGGGUGACACGAAGCCUAGCGGUUUAGAGCGUUGGGCCAGUAUCCGAAAGGUCGCCUGAAUGGAAUAAGUUGAAAAAUGUUCCCACGAGCAAGGCACUUCGCCCUAAUUGCUCCAGUAAAUCACUCUGGAUAAGAGUGUCUGCUAAAAGGUGCACGUGUAAAUUCUCCGAACCUGCUACGAAAAGUAAAUUCUGGAUACGCCAUGUAAUUCUUAUCGUAUUAUGUUUUGAUUAACACACUGUAUCUACCGGUAGCCUGCUUCUUCCCCAAAGCAAGUCUGCUUGCGUGUGCGCAGCGUCUGACGCAGCGUGUGACGCGGCUGGCCAGGAGACGAGAGUUGAAUAUGGGGGGAACUUUAUGUUAUGCAUGUGGUAAAGUUUCAUUCGGGACUAUCCCUGAUAGUAGCUAGCUAACGUUAGUACUGUAGCAACUAGCUACAGUACUCUUCUAAUUUCUACAAAAUUGUAGCCUAGCUGAUCUGGUCACUGGAUAAACUCAUUCUUGUCACACCGCAAUCAACUGAAUUCUGGCUAGCUAGCUAGUUACAUGGAAGCAUCUGAAUAUCUCCUAUGCAAGUGGAAAGGCCACAACUGGCCAGCUAAGGUUUUGAGAAGAGUGUGCAAUUCCAAGAGGAAGAAUGGAAGUGGAAAUGUUGGGAGAAGGUCACAGAGGAGUGUGUAUUUUGUUUUGCAGAGUGUGGGUGCAGCAGAAGGAAACGCAAGCCCUGACCCAAGAAUGCAUCGAGAGCAUCUCUGGACAUCUGAGUGAUCAUGCUUCCAAAAGGAGGGACCCAAUAAGACAAUUGAAAUACCGGAGAGCACUGCGCUUGGCAUUGGAUAUGUUCCCCUCAGGAGAGACGAGCAGCACUCUGGUGUUAGGAGACCCCAGAACAUCCGAAAAGGGAAGAGACCAACGGUUGCCAUCGGCGCCUGAAGAGCAAGAAACGAGAGCAAGACGCGUCAUCCGAGCGAAUGAGCCUCAGUCUGAGGAAAACAACGAUUGUGCCUCUCAAAAAACAAGUCCGGGUGCAGCUCAAGAGAAUGUCACAGUUCACAGUAUGGCCGACGUGUCAAGUGAUAUGAGCCUUACUCCACCUUCUUCAUCCCCACUGCAACCGCUCCAAGUGUCCUUCGACGAACAGGAGGACAGUAGUUUGGAGGAUGAGGAGGAGGAUGAUGACCUACCCAGUUUCACUUCACCAAAGAAAACCCUAUCCAUCACAAAGGGAGCUUGUGUCUGGUGUAAAUAUCGACGUUGCCCCUUCUGGCCUGCUAUGAUCAUGUAUGUUUCCCGCAAAGAGAAGAAAGCCAGCGUCGUGUUCAUCGACACAUUUCUUUUCACACAGAAGAGGAAGAGCGUCAAGGUCUCCUUAAAGAAUAUCAAGCCCUUUGACUGUGAGGAGUCAAAUGAGUUGGUGGACAAAGCCAAGGAGAUAUAUGGUACUGCCAUCCACUAUUGCCUGAAGCUUAUUGGGGACUAUAGAAUUCGCCUUGGUUGUGGUUCAUUUUCCGGUUCCCUCGUUGAGUAUGUUGCUGAUGACAUCAGCAUCCCUAUGAGAAAGCUGUACCUUCUCGGCCCAUCUGACUGUUAUCUGGCCUCGCCAAGUCAAGACGUGGAGGACCAGAGAAAUUACCAGGGGACUCCGGAAGACCAUGCGACCACCAAGGACAGUGAACAGGAGCCACAGGUCUCUAAGAGACUGCUACCUGACCGCGCCAAGGCUGCACGGGACCGGGCCAAUGACAAACUACUGCAGUUCAUCGUCGAUAAAAGAGGCGUGGAAAGGCACUUGCAGGCUAUUAUCAGCGGUCAGGUGGUGUCCAAGUGGCUGAAAGCCUUCCGCAAGGCCAGUGGUCAAGCAGUGGACCCCUACUUUGAGACGGACCAGCAGGUGGAGCAGGUUUUCACUUAUCUCAGGAGCAUCAUGGAGGAAGCCUUGCCAAGUCUGCCAGAGUUAGAUCAGAUCCGCUUCAUCCUCGAAGUGCUCUUACCAGAGUUUGAAAUUUUCAGGCUGUCAUUCAUGGAAUCUCGGAGGUCGAUGACAUAUCCCUGGUUAAGGCUGAAGAGAAAUACUCACAAGGGCCUGGCAUCAGUAAUAGAGAGCGAGAGGAGUUUGACCUUAUGAUUGUGCAGCAGAUGAAGAAAAAGCACGGCAGAAACGAUAAAGAAUAAGAAGGGUUGUGUGUUCUGUUUCGGGUUUUCAUUGGCUAAUGCCACUAGUGUUUAUAUUGUUCAUAGGUUAUGUGUUUAUAGGUUACAUACUCUUUAUUUUUCAAUACAAUCAUUUGUAUACUGAACAAAAAUAUAAACACAAUAUGCCACAAUUUCAAAGAUUUUACUGAGUUACAGUUCCUAUAAGGAAAUCGGUCAAUUGAGAUAAAUUAAUUAGGCCCUAAUCUAUCGAUUUCACAUGACUGGGAAUAUAGAUAUGUAUCUGUUGGCCACAGAUACCUUUAGAAAAAUGGUAGGGGCGUGGAUCAGUAUCUAGUGUGACCACCAUUUGCCUCAAGCAGCAUGACACAUCUUCACAUAAAGUUGAUCAGGCUGUU